CUCACGCGGCCCAGCCCGGAGAGGGGAAGGGGGGGGGGGGGGAACACACAAAAAAGGGGCGGAGCCACCGCCCCGCCGCCUCACGGCCCCGCCGCCAUCUUGUUUCUCGGCCGCUCAGCGCUCACUCCGCUCCGGCCGCCCCCCUUUUCCCCCCCCUCCCCGCCUCCCGCCGGCCGCACCGGAGGCAGCGCGGGCAGCGGGCGCAGCAGACGGAGGUCGCGGCGCCGGCCGCCCCGCUGCCAGGAUGUCGACAGACGGCGCUUUCGGCACGGCCGGCAGCAGCGAUGCCCAGCAGAGCCUCCAGUCCUUCUGGCCAAGGGUGAUGGAGGAAAUCAGGAACCUCACUGUGAAAGAUUUCAGAGUUCAGGAGCUGCCCCUGGCUCGGAUUAAGAAAAUCAUGAAGCUGGAUGAAGAUGUGAAGAUGAUCAGUGCAGAAGCCCCUGUGCUGUUUGCCAAGGCUGCUCAGAUCUUCAUCACCGAGCUCACCCUGCGAGCCUGGAUCCACACUGAGGACAACAAGCGCAGGACCCUGCAGAGGAAUGACAUUGCCAUGGCAAUCACCAAAUUUGAUCAAUUUGAUUUCCUGAUUGAUAUUGUCCCCAGGGAUGAGCUGAAACCUCCAAAAAGGCAGGAGGAGGUGCGCCAGGCUGUCACCCCGGCCGAGCCCGUGCAGUACUACUUCACCCUGGCCCAGCAGCCAGCAGCAGUGCAGGUGCAGGGCCAGCAGCAGGGCCAGCAGACCAGCACAGCCACCACCACCAUCCAGCCUGGCCAGAUCAUCAUUGCCCAGCCCCAGCAGGGCCAGACCACCCCAGUGACAAUGCAGGUGGGAGAGGGGCAGCAGGUGCAGAUUGUGCAGGCCCAGCCCCAGGGCCAGAGCCAGCAGGCUCAGAGUGGAACAGGCCAAACCAUGCAAGUGAUGCAGCAAAUCAUCACCAACACUGGAGAAAUCCAGCAAAUCCCGGUCCAGUUGAAUGCUGGCCAGCUGCAGUAUAUCCGCUUAGCCCAACCCGUGUCAGGCACCCAGGUAGUCCAGGGGCAGAUCCAGACGCUUGCAACCAAUGCUCAGCAGAUAACACAGACAGAGGUACAGCAGGGGCAGCAGCAGUUCAGCCAGUUCACAGAUGGACAGCAGCUGUACCAGAUCCAGCAGGUGACGAUGCCCGCGGGCCAGGACAUCGCCCAGCCCAUGUUCAUCCAGUCCAGCAGCCAGAGCUCGGACAGCCAGCCCAGCCAGGUGACAGGGGACUGAGCUCUGCCACAGCCUGGGAGAGCACAGCUGAGAGCAGCCUGCAGCGGGUAUGGCAGCACCCACAGCACCCACAGCACCCAGCAUUGCCAGGAAUGCAAGAGUUUCAUUUUCCAAUCCAAUCUGCCAUCACCAGGUCAUGGCAGCACCCACAGCACCCAGCAUUGCCAGGAAUGCAAGAGUUUUAUUUUCCAAUCUAAUCUCUGCCAUUACUGGGCAUGGCAGCACCCACAGCACCCAGCAUUGCCAGCAGCUCUGCCAGGAAUGCAAAAGUUUUAUUUUCCAAUCCAAUCUACAUCACUGGGUAUGGCAGCACCCACAGCACCCAGCAUUGCCAGCAGGCUGUGCCUAGAAUGCAAAAGUUUUAUUUUCCAAACCAAUCUCUGCCAUCACCAGGUCAUGGCAAUGCCCACAAAAUUUCCAGCAGACUCUGCCCAGAAUGCAAGAUUUUUAUUUUCCAAACCAAUCUCUGCCACCACUGGGUAUGGCAAUACCCACAAAAUUUCCAGCUGGCUCUGCCCAGAAUGCAAGAGAUUUAUUUUCCAAUCCAAUCUACCAUCACCAGGUCAUGGCAAUACCCACAAAUUUCGAGCAGACUCUGCCCAGAAUGCAAGAUUUUUAUUUUCCAAACCAAUCUUUGUGUGUCCAGCUGCUUUUCCAAACGGUGAGACAACCCAUCCAAAGGGAUUUGGAGCAUCUCAUUGAACAAAUCGGGAAAUGUUUUUAUUUCUAGGAAAAUGCUGAGGGUACUGCUCCUGUCAGAGCUCUAUUCCUGCUGUUGUUUGUAUUUUUUUUUCCUCUGGAUAGAGCUAGCUUUGGUCCUCCCAUCUCAGUGGGUUUUAGGGAUUUUUUUUUUUUGGGGGGGGUGAGUGUGUGUGGUUUAGAUUUUCCCCUCCUGCCUCCUUUUUUUGGAGCAUUUGCUGUAUGCAGGGAAUAGGAGGAGGAGGAGGAGGAAAUGAAGUAAAACUAAUUAAAUAAAAACAUUCCUUAUAUUAUGAUUGUAUUUUCUAAGGGAAAAAAAAAAAAAAAAUCCUUGAAUUUGGCUUCUGGAUUCCAGAAAAACUGAUGGAAUCUGGACAAAACCCUGCCCUUCUGUUACCUGUUGUCCUGGCUUUGGUCCAUGCAUGUAAUAUAAGCUUCAUAAAAGGAAAUAAAUUUGCUUUUGUCAGAA
This is a messenger RNA of Oenanthe melanoleuca, 2420 nucleotides long. It is a transcript of the gene NFYC, whose product is annotated as nuclear transcription factor Y subunit gamma. The transcript has 10 exons. Lineage: Eukaryota; Metazoa; Chordata; Aves; Passeriformes; Muscicapidae. Gene Ontology annotation, cellular component: nucleus; CCAAT-binding factor complex. The coding region runs from base 245 to 1252 and encodes 335 amino acids. The record is from RefSeq and is a predicted model, not a curated record. Gene Ontology annotation, biological process: regulation of DNA-templated transcription. Gene Ontology annotation, molecular function: DNA binding; DNA-binding transcription activator activity, RNA polymerase II-specific; protein heterodimerization activity.